CCUGGGAAAUUUAUGCUUUAAAAAGCUUCUGUUUUGAUGUGUUUCCAGGAUUUGUUUCAAGAUGUAGAGCUCCUUUUAGCAGGUCUUGUAGUAGUGGCUUGUUAGUGGCAAAUUCUCUGAGCAUUUGUUUGUCUGAAAAAUACUGUAUACUUCAUAUAUGAAGCUUAGUUUCUCUAGAUACAAAAUUCUUGGCUAAUUGUUUUGUUUGAGGAGCCUGAGGAUGGGGCUCCAAUCCCUUCUAGCUUAUAGGGCUUCAACUGAGAAAUCUGCUGUUUAUCUAAUAGGUUUUUUUUUUUUUAUAUGUUACCUGAUGCUUUUGUCUCACAGCUCUUAAGAUUCUUUCCUUCACCUUAACCUUAGAUAACCUGAUGACAAUGUGCCUAGAUAAUGGUCUUUUUGCAAUGAAUUUCCCAGGCGUUCUUUGUGUUUAUUGUAUUUGGAUGUCUAGGUCUCCAGCAAGGCCAGGGAAGUUUUCCUUGAUUAUUUUCUCAAAUAUGUUUUCCAAACUUUUAGAUUUCUCUUCUUCCUCAGGAACACCAAUUAUUCUUCGGUUUGAUCGUUUAACAUAAUCCAAGACUUCUUGGAGGCUUCUUUCAAUUUUCUUAUUCUUUUUUCUUUGUCUUUGUUGGAUUGGGUUAAUUCAAAGACCUUGUCUUUGAGCUCUGAAUUUCUUUCUUCUACUUAUUCAAUUCUAUUGCUGAGACUUUCCAGAGAAUUUUGCAUUUCUGUAAGUGUGUCCAUUGUUUCCUGAAGUUUUUAUUGUUUAUUAUUUAUGCUAUUUCCUUGAAUAUUUCUCCCUUCACUUAUUGUAUCGUUUUUUUGGAUUUCCUUACAUUGAGCUUUGACUUUCUCUGGUGCCUCCUUGAUUAGCUUAAAAACUAACCUACUGAAUUCUUUUUUAGGUAAAUCAGGGAUUUUUUUCUUGGUUUGGGUCCAUUCCUGGUGAACUAGUGUGAUUUUUUGGAGGUGUUAAAGAACCUUAUCAUAUUACCAGAGUUGGUUUCUGGUUCCUUCUCACUUGGGUAGGCUCUAUCAGAGGAGAGAUCUAGAGCCGAAGGCUGUUGUUCAGAUUCUUUUGUCCCACAGGGUGUCCCCUUGAUGUAGUAUUCUCCCCCUUUUCCUGUGGAUGUGGCUUCCUGAGAACUGAGCUGUAGAAAUUCUCUCUUCUGGAUCUAGCCACCCAGCAAGUCUACCAGGCUCUGUGCUGAUACUGGGGAUUGUCUGCACAGAGUUCUGUGAUGUGAUCUGUCUGUGGCUCUCUCUACCAUGGAUACCAGCAACUGUUCUGGUGGAGGUGGCAGGGGGGUGAAAUGGACUCCAUGACGGUUCUUAACUUUGGUGGUUUAAUGCACUAUUUUUGUGCUGAUUGUCCCCCUGCCAGGAGCUGCAGCUUUCUCAGAAGCAUCAGCUGUCGUAGUAUGGAGUGGAACUAGUGGUGGGCAGAGCCCUAGAACUCCCAAGAGUAUAUGCUUAUGCCCUUUGUCUCCAGUUACCAGGGUGGGUAGGGAAGGACCAUCAGGUGGGAGCAGGGCUAGGCAUAUCUGAGCUCAGAUUCUCCUUGGGCAGGUCUUGCUGCAGCUGCUGUGGGAUAUGGGGGUGAGGUUCCCAGGUCAAUGGAGUUAUGUUCCUAGGAGGAUUAUGACUGCUUCUACUGUGUCAUGCUGGUUGUCAGGAAAGUGGGGCAAAGCCGGCAGUCACAGGCCUCACCCAGCUCCCAUGCAAUCCGAAGAUGAACACCUUUCUGCCCGUGGACGCCGCCGAAGAAGCAUCGUUAAAGUCUCUCUUCUCCCUGCCGUCAUGUCUAAGUCAGAGUCUCCUAAAGAGCCCAAACAGCUGAGGAAGCUCUUCAUUGGAGGGUUGAACUUUGAAACAACCAAUGAGAGUCUGAGGAGCCAUUUUGAGCAAUGGGGAACGCUCAUGGACUGUGUGGUAAUGAGAGAUCCAAACACCAAGCGCUCCAGGGGCUUUGGGUUUGUCACAUAUGCCACUGUGGAGGAGGUGGAUGCAGCCAUGAAUGCAAGGCCACACAAGGUGGAUGGAAGAGUUGUGGAACCAAAGAGAGCUAUCUCAAGAGAAGAUUCUCAAAGACCAGGUGCCCACUUAACUGUGAAAAAGAUAUUUGUUGGUGGCAUUAAAAAAGACACUGAAGAACAUCACCUAAGAGAUUAUUUUGAACAGUAUGGAAAAAUUGAAGUGAUUGAAAUCAUGACUGACCGAGGCAGUGGCAAGAAAAGGGGCUUUGCCUUUGUAACCUUUGACGACCAUGACUCCGUGGAUAAGACUGUCAUUCAGAAAUACCAUACUGUGAAUGGCCACGUCUGUGAAGUUAGGAAAGCCCUGUCAAAGCAAGAGAUGGCAAGUACUUCAUCCAGCCAAAGAGGUCGAAGUGGUUCUGGAAACUUUAGUGGUGGUCGUGGAGGUGGUUUCAGUGGGAAUGACAACUUUGGUCGUGGAGGAAACUUCAGUGGUCGUGGUGGCUUUGGUGGCAGCCAUGGUGGUGGUGGAUAUGUUGGCAGUGGGGAUGGCUAUAAUGGAUUUGGUAAUGAUGGAAGCAAUUUUGGAGGUGGUGGAAGCUACAAUGAUUUUGGCAAUUACAACAAUCAGUCUUCAAAUUUUGGACCCAUGAAGGGAGGAAAUUUUGGAGGCAGAAGCUCUGGCCCCUGUGGCGGUGGAGGCCAAUACUUUGCAAAACCACAAAACCAAGGUGGCUGUGGCAGUUCCAGCAGCAGCAGCAGCAGCUAUGGCAGUGGCAGAAGAUUUUAAUUAGUAAACAAAGCUUAGCAGGAGAGGAGAGCCGGAGAAGUGACAGGGAAGCUACAGGUUACAAGAGAUUUGUGAACUCAGCCAAGCACACUGGUGGCAGGGCCUAGCUGCUACAAAGAAGACAUGUUUUAGACCCAUACUCAUGUGUAUGGGCAAAAAACUCGAGGACUAUAUUUGUGACUAACGGUAUAACAGGUUAUUUUAGUUUCUAUUCUGUGGAAAGUGUAAAGCAUUCGAACAAAGGGUUUUAAUGUAGUUUUUUUUUUUUUGCACCCAUGCUGUUGAUUGUUAAAUGUAAUAGUCUGAUUGUGAUGCUGAAUAAAUGUCUUUAUUU
Pongo pygmaeus (Bornean orangutan) is the source of this 3097-nucleotide messenger RNA. RefSeq names its product heterogeneous nuclear ribonucleoprotein A1-like. Gene Ontology annotation, biological process: mRNA splicing, via spliceosome. Gene Ontology annotation, molecular function: mRNA 3'-UTR binding. Lineage: Eukaryota; Metazoa; Chordata; Mammalia; Primates; Hominidae. The transcript has 2 exons. The record is from RefSeq and is a predicted model, not a curated record. Gene Ontology annotation, cellular component: catalytic step 2 spliceosome. Bases 1591 to 2763 code for a protein of 390 amino acids.